AUGUGGAUUAUCUGCCUUUUGUUUGUCCCACUUGUGGCGAGCAGUUCCAAUACAAGACUGCUAAAUCAUAUCCUUAGCCAUGUAGACGAGGAGGCCAGUGCCUGUGGAACAUUCUACAAUUUUGCGUGCGGCAAGUACAACAUGCGGCACAUCGACGACUCGUUUUACGAUAUCAUCCAAAUGCUGGACCACCAGAUGAACCAGAAGCUAGUAAAGCUGAUGGGGGAACUGGAGGAGAAUUCUCAGUCGCGGGACUUUAAUGAGUCCAGUGUGGAGGCCAAGGUCCUUCGUUUCUACCGCACUUGCAGUGAAGUUCCGCGAAAUAUGAGCAGUUUAGUGGAGUACCUCAAACUGGCUCCCCCUGGCGAAGGACUCACCUGGCCCCAAUUCACCCCGAAUGGAAGUUCUUGGCCCCAGAAACCUUUCAACUGGCUGGAGACCCUCGCCCAUCUGCACCGCUAUGGGCUUACCAAUGUUUUUCUCAGCAUAGAUAUCGUUUCGAAUCCCCAUAACGCCAGUGAAUUUCGAUUCGAUCUUAGCAAGCCUAGUUUUGCAGAGGAAUCACAACGUCUGAACAGUUUUGUGGAAACACUAGCCCUUCUCUACAUCAUGAAGGUUCCCUCAAGUGAUGUUGUAGCUCUAGCGCGAAAAAUACGAAAGCUGGAAUUGUCGGUGAAAAUUUUGACCGAAGGUUUCGACUAUAUUGAAAGUGGUCUUAUCAGUUUGCAACAGUUGGAAGCAAAAACGGGAAUCAACUUGCAGCCUUUCCUUGAGAUAAUACUAGGCCGUCGUAUUACACCGCAGUUUCGAUUAUUGGCCCAGGACUUUAGAUACUUCACCGCCCUCAAGGAGCUGAUGGACAAACAGGACGAAGCCCAGGUUGUUGCCAGCUAUAUAAUGAUGCGAUUUGGAAUGUACCUACUAGAGGAAACGACUGACGGCAAAGAGCCAAUCGAGUGUAUUGCUAAUAUACGCCGGAACAUGAAUUUGGCUGCGAGUUGGAUCUAUAAGGAGCGUUUUCUGGAAACCUCAACCUUCAAGACCUUCAACCAGGAAAUUAAUGAUAUCUUUGAACAAUUGCGCCGCGAAUUCCUUCUGCAAGUCGAACACAAUCGCCUUGAGUUAACCGCUUCGCAGAAGAGAUUUGUCGAUGGAAAGGCAAAGGAUAUUAUCCUGAACAUUGGAAACCUUCCGAAAACCGAUGAUCUGCGCAAUUUCGUCAGUCGGCACUACGCUGAUUUGGAGUUAUCCUCUGGAGACCUUGAUUACCAUCGUGAGCAUCUCAAGUUGCUGCAGUUUCGCACUCAAAAGUUACUGAACAAAUCCAUAAAAUGACAACGAGACGAGAGGAAUAUUUCGACCUACCCGAACCGAAGAGGGCCAUAGCCUCCACCUCGUACUAUGUGAUGCGAACCAUUUUUCCUUCCCGAAAGCGACCUUGUGUUUAAGUACAGCCUGAUGGGAUUCACCCUGGCCCACCAGUUAAUGAACGCCUUCGACACCGAGGGCAUUAAGAUCGACAGAAGUGGUAACGAUCGCAAAUUCAACUCACAGAGGUACGAUGAAGUCGUCGAUUGCUUGCAUCGCGAUGGAAAACGAAAUAUCAAUGAACGCAUUGCCGAUAAUGCCGGUUUGGAGCUCACGUACUCUGCGUACUCUAAAAAUGCCAGGAACCGAAACCAAUUUGACUUCACCCAUUUGCCAGCGGAAAAGAUAUUCUUCCUCAAUUUGGGGCAGUUCUUUUGCGGCAAUAGCGACUUCAACGUUGAGUACGAAGAUGACCAGGUGCGUUUGCAGCAAGUUCUGGACGGGUUCGAACCCUUCGAAAAGGCCUUCGGAUGUCGUCGGAAUAACAAUCAGCUCGAAAAUUGUCAGAUGUUUUAA
Drosophila takahashii is the source of this 1884-nucleotide messenger RNA. The record is from RefSeq and is a predicted model, not a curated record. NCBI's taxonomy places the organism in Eukaryota, Metazoa, Arthropoda, Insecta, Diptera, Drosophilidae.